Annulohypoxylon truncatum is the source of this 503-nucleotide messenger RNA. RefSeq lists its product as uncharacterized. The record is from RefSeq and is a predicted model, not a curated record. The transcript has a single exon. The coding region runs from base 26 to 352 and encodes 108 amino acids. Lineage: Eukaryota; Fungi; Ascomycota; Sordariomycetes; Xylariales; Hypoxylaceae.
UGUCGAAUCAGCCCGGCCAGGUAUCAUGUAUAGACCCGGUGCGGUCUCGAAUCGGAUAAAUAGACUCUUGGCUCUCUUGCCGUUCGCCUUUUCCCUGGUUCAGGUCCAACUUCGGCGGCUCUGCGCGAAGAACCCACCCGGGUAUCAAGGGGCAGGCCGCUGCUACGUAGCACAGCGUCGUGAGGGACCACCGACUUGGCGGCUUAUUAUAAAUCGAAGAGGCUCUUCACAUGUCGCAUUUGUCAGAAUUUCAGAUCGACGUCCGGUCGCCGAAUUCGGUGGGAAAGUGGAAAAAAAUUUGACGCGACGAGUUAGCUUUCGUACGAUCUCGUUCGAUAAUUAUGCCGAGUAAGAGAAAUUUGAAAUAAUGGGGAAGCGUCCUGAAUUACUUAAGGAGACAGUGGAUCUUUACGGCCCCUGAUUAUGUAAUUUGAGUCUAUUCACAAAAGGGUUACGUACUAUGGUCCACAACCCUGUAACUCGCCCUUGAGUCUUAAUUUGGC